AUGCAAAUGUUGAGCACAUUACGGAUUGUCGUCCUCCUAGUAGGACUAUGCACGCCGACCAUUGUGUUAAAUGUCCUCCAGUUUGUUUCCUUGGCAAUGAUGCCAUUUGCGCCAAAGACUACGGCUGCAUUCAACUGUCUAUGUGCUUGGUUUGUAUGGAGAGUCCUACAAGAGAUAUUCGAACGUCUGGAUCGGGCCAAAGUCACAUUCAGUGGCGACCAUCUCCCAGAUGGUGAAAAUGCUCUCAUCAUAUCAAACCACGUCGGCUUCUCGGACUUCUUUCUGAUACAUACUCAAGCAUACCGAAGAAAAAUGUUGGGAAACUGCAAGUACUUUGCCAAAGACUCUCUCAAAUGGAUACCUUUGUUUGGCUGGGGAAUGUGGGCUAUGGGAAUGCCAUUCAUGGCUAGGAAUUGGUUGUCGGACUCUAAAACAAUUGCCAAGGUCUUUGCAAACAUUAAAGACUUGGAAUUACCCGUUUGGCUGAUUUCGUAUUUGGAGGGUACGAGAUUCACUGCUGAGAAGGUGCCUGAAAGUCACGCCUUUGCAAAAGACAAGGGCCUACCACAGCUAGAUCGAGUCCUUUUACCGAGAACUAAAGGAUUUAUUGCUACUGUUAAUGCUUUCAGAAAAAGUCAUGUCAAACACGUAUAUGACUUUACCAUCGUGUACAAACACGUCACAAAAGGGUUACAACAUUCUCCAAGUCUCCUAAGAGUCUUCGCAGGUUCUCUAGACCGAGAAUACAAGUUUCAUGUGCAUGUGAAGAGAUAUGCCUUAGAUUCACUGCCGACUGAUCCUGAAAAACUGACACAAUGGGCUAUGGAACGAUACCAAGAGAAAGAUGUCCUUUUAAAGGGCAUGGCUGAAUCAUGGACUGACAAAUUAACGCUGAGGGUUGAUACAUGGCCUACGGACUUGGUUAGUACAUAG
Messenger RNA from Synchytrium microbalum, 933 nucleotides. It is a transcript of the gene SMI375, whose product is annotated as 1-acylglycerol-3-phosphate O-acyltransferase. Gene Ontology annotation, molecular function: 1-acylglycerol-3-phosphate O-acyltransferase activity. The record is from RefSeq and is a predicted model, not a curated record. The transcript is spliced from 9 exons. NCBI's taxonomy places the organism in Eukaryota, Fungi, Chytridiomycota, Chytridiomycetes, Synchytriales, Synchytriaceae. Bases 1 to 933 code for a protein of 310 amino acids. Gene Ontology annotation, cellular component: endomembrane system.